Molecule: messenger RNA, 849 nt
Organism: Postia placenta MAD-698-R-SB12
Lineage: Eukaryota; Fungi; Basidiomycota; Agaricomycetes; Polyporales; Adustoporiaceae
Exons: 2
Molecular function (GO): carbon-oxygen lyase activity, acting on phosphates
Source: RefSeq, a predicted model, not a curated record
GACAUAGCGAGAACCGCACGCGAGAGUAUACGAUUCUUCCUCGCCGAACUCAGCAUAGAGUGCGUACCAUACACUCAAGAUCCCGCUCUCGAGGCCCAAGUCGCCUCGGCGACGCGCUGUUGGCCAGAUAGGGAACGGUUAGCGCCACACAUUCGUACUGGCAUCGUCAUCGCGGCUACUGCAUACGCACAUAACAGCCUCGCUACUCGCACUCUCAUUGCUCUCUACACCGCAAUUGGCGUUGCCCUGGACGAGCCAGACAUUCUUGAGUCUGCGAACGCCAUAGGGUUUCACCAUAGCCUGUGCACUGAAACAUCAGAGCGACCGUCGGCUAUCCUGGACGAAUGGAGGCGGAUCCUAGCCCGGAUGUGGGAUCACUUCCCGCGUUUUGGGGCGAGCUGCAUUCUGACAUCGACGCUCCAAUUCCUGAACAUGACGAUGCUGGAGAACGAGACCAAGGGCAAGGUUCUCAACAGGACUGCAAUGCCUUUCGUAGAAUAUAGGCGCAUGACGGACGGCUUUCCCGAAGUGUAUACGGCCUUUAUUUGGGAGAAAGGCCGCUUUCCCGAUGUCCAAGUAUACAUGCAAGCCAUUCCCGAUAUACUAUCAUUUUACAAGGAAGAGGCCGCUGGAGAGACAGGAACAUACAUUCAUGACCGCGCGCGCCUUACUGGGUUGUCUUCCGUAGAGACGCUCAGAGAGGUGGUAGAGGAGACGGUGUCUGCGUGGCGUCAGGUAUGUGAGAUACUUGGGGAAGGUAUCGCAAGGGACGCUUGGAACAGCUUUGUUCGCGGGUAUGUCACUUUCCACGUACACAAUCCCCGAUAUCGCCUUUCAGAGCUACUGUGA